Leptosia nina is the source of this 3252-nucleotide messenger RNA. The record is from the annotation of a GenBank genome assembly. Lineage: Eukaryota; Metazoa; Arthropoda; Insecta; Lepidoptera; Pieridae.
AUGAAAGUUAGUGCAGAAAAAGUUCCUCUCGAAACAGAUCAAGGAAUCGUUGAAAGCGAGGAACGUAGAUGGGGUCUUCCAUUGCGGGAAGUUUAUAAACACGGACUAGUCUUUUAUAAAGAUAAAGAAGGUAAAGCAAUUCACUUGAGUUAUGAAGAUAGAUUAAAGCUAGUUGCAUAUACACAACAAACUGCCCAUGGGCCUCUAGACGUAAAUUCAGCUUCACCACUAGGCGUUCUAGAUGUAAUUGGACGGGAUAGAAGAGCUGCUUGGCAAGCUCUUGGUCAAAUAUCUCAAAUUCAAGCUAUGUCCGGUUUUAUACAUACAUUAGACAGAUUAUGUCCUUUAUUUAGACCAUAUAUAGAGGCUAUACAAAAAGAUUUGGAGGCCAAACAGCAACUGGAAUUACAAAAAGAAAAAGAGGAGCAAAAUCAUAUAGAGCUAGAAAAUAGGAUAAUUCAAGAAAAAGAGAAGCAACAAAGUACUAAACUAACAGAGGAACAACAAGUCCAAAGAAUAAAGGAUGCCCUAAAUGCACAGUCAUAUGACCAGUUUUUGGAAUAUGCAAGACAACAAUUUCCUGGUAACUUUGAUCAGCAAGCUGUUCUUAUACGUCAGCUACAGGAUCAGCAUUACCAACAGUAUAUACAGCAGUUAGCGGUAGAUGAACGACUGGCUAAAUCUAAUAUCAGUUGCAAGGAGGAUGAUAAUAUUGCAACCUCUAAAGAUUGUAAUUCUAAUGAAACAGAGAGUAUUGUAGAUAAUAAGGCAAUGCAAACCAUAGAGAAGGCAGAAAUAAGUGAUUAUAAUGACGAAUCAAGAGAUGAUGACGGUGAAUCAGAAAUAGAUGAUGGCCUCCCACCUGUAGAAGAUGCGCGUAUGUGGACUCGCAAAGAAGUAGAAGAAUUCAAACAGUCAGCUCGAGCCAAUGGCGGUAAGCUGACUGUUGGACAUGGGGAAACAGUCACAGUUCGCGUUCCCACGCAUGCUAGAGCUCGGUCCAUAUGCUGGGAGUUCGCUACAGACCAUUAUGAUAUAGGUUUUGGUCUACACUUUGAGUGGAGCAAGUCGGCGACAUCAGAGGUGACAGUGCACGUAUCGGAAUCUGAUGAUGAAGAAGAUGGAGAUGAUGAUGACGAUGCUGAUGAAGAAUAUACAAUCCAGAACAGUUCAGAUCCUGAGGUGGGAUCUAGCAAACGCGUGUUAAGCUCCUCUCGACCACUUGUCAGUCUCAUUGUGCCCAUAUAUAGGCGGGAUUGUCACAGCGAGGUAUAUGCCGGGUCUCACACAUAUCCCGGAGAAGGGGUUUACCUACUGAAGUUUGAUAAUACAUACAGUUUGUGGAGGCGAAGUAAUGUUUAUAUUUUUAAAACACGAUAUUAUACAAGUGAAGUGGACGCUCAGAAGAAAAAUGGCCAAGUCACAACUAUGAAAGAUAAAACUGUGAUAACCACUAAUGUAAAAUUAAAAUCAUCUGAGUUAAAAAGGUUGUUCAGUUUAGCUGCUCCAGAGAAAUGGACACUUACGGGAGCGGUUGGUUUUCUUAUCAUAUCCUCAAGUGUGACUAUGGCUGUUCCAUUUUCCCUGGGAAAGGUUCUUGAUAUAAUAUAUGACACAACAAGUGACUUAGGAGCCGCCCGUGAGAAACUUGACUCACUUUGUCUGAUGCUGUGUGGAGUUUUUCUAUUGGGAGGGCUGUGCAACUUUGGAAGAGUUUAUUUGAUGUCAAUAUCGGGUCAAAGAAUGACACAAUCUCUCCGUAAGCAAGUCUUUGGAGCGAUAAUGAGACAAGAAACACAGUGGUUUGGAAAGAAUUCAACUGGAGAACUAGUGAAUAGAUUGUCAGCUGAUACACAGCUGGUAGGUCGGAACUUAAGUCAGAAUGUGAGCGAUGGGCUUCGAUCUUUGUUUAUGGUUGGAGCAGGAACCGGUAUGAUGUUCUACAUGUCACCAUCGCUAGCACUCAUAGGAUUAUGUGUUGUACCGCCUGUAUCAGUGUUGGCUGUGAUAUACGGACGUUUUGUGAGGAGUAUAACUAGACAAUUGCAGGACACCUUGGCUGAUACCAGUGAGCUAGCCGAAGAAAAGAUAUCAAAUAUAAAGACUGUGAAAGCGUUCAGCAAAGAACAAAAGGAAUGCGAGUCGUACGCGCAGAGAAUAGAGAAUUUAUUGAAGUUAGCUUACAAGGAGUCUUUGGCUGUGGGAAGCUUUUACGGAUUGACUGGCCUAUCUGGUAACACGAUAAUAAUUCUGGUGCUUUACUAUGGUGGUGGAAUGGUGGCCACAGAACAACUCACAGUAGGAAACCUCACUUCGUUCCUCCUCUACGCUGCUUAUGUGGGCAUCAGUAUAGGAGGUUUAAGUAGCUUCUACACUGAAAUGAAUAAGGGAAUUGGUGCUGCUACCCGGCUUUGGGAAAUUGUUGACCGGGAACCAACCAUACCUGUUACAGGAGGCCUAAGACCAGUGGAGCGACCAAAAGGCGAAAUCAUUCUCGACAACAUAACCUACAAUUACGGCGGUGCUCCAUUACUAAAAGGGCUUAAUUUACACCUUUUACCCGGGAAAUCCGUAGCGCUAGUGGGCAGAUCCGGGUGUGGAAAGAGUACGAUAGCAUCGCUGAUAUUAAGGCUGUAUGACCCGGGACAAGGCCGGAUAUUACUGGACGGAAUUGAUAUUAGGAAAUUGGACCCAGUCUGGUUAAGGAGCCAUAUUGGAUUUGUCAGUCAGGAACCGGUGCUGUUUACAGGAUCUAUAAAGGAGAAUAUACUUUAUGGGCUUGUUGAUGAUUUUGAACUGGACGAAAAUGAAAAGGAACCAGCGUGGCUGGUGGCUGCCCGUGCGGCACAAUUGCAAGAGCUAGCUAAUCUAAGCAAAUCUGGAUGGGAGAGGCAAGUCGGCGCUGGUGGGUCGGAACUGAGCGGAGGGCAAAAGCAGCGGGUAGCGAUUGCGCGGGCUAUAGUUAAGAAUCCAAAAAUCCUCAUCCUCGACGAAGCUACGUCAGCAUUAGACACAUAUUCGGAGUACUUAGUCGACAAAGCAUUAAAGGAAAUAAGUCGGGAACGAACCGUGUUGACCAUAGCUCACAGACUCAGUACGAUACAGUCUGCAGACGAAGUGGCAGUUAUAGGUAAUGGAGUCAUAGUAGAAAAGGGACCAUACAAAGAACUGAUGGACAAACCGAAUGGUUAUUUCAGGGAACUCAUAACUCAUCAAACAUUUAUGAAGCCGAAAGACAAAGCUAACAGUUAG